UUUAAUAAUAUUCAUAUGGAGUUGUAAGUGAGCAAUAAUUUUUGACAGAAUAUGAAAAAGGCGAAAAAUGUAUAAACAAAAUCGAUCUACAAGAAAGAAAAAAUCCCAUUAAUUGUUGGAAAAACUUUAACCACUUCAUUUGAUGGCUGCCUCAAGAAACGGUCAGGCGAUAGACGACCUGCAUACGUUGUUGUUAUCUGAUGACAAUGCCAUGUUGAAAUACAUACUCGCCACCCAUGCUCCUGACGGCACCUAUUUCAACGUCAAACCAUUUCUUGAAAUCAUUGAGAACAUCGUGCGUACGACCAAUCAAGCGGAACUGAGUUCAAUGGUUGAGCGCCGUUUUGUCUCUAACGAAAUCACUGAGAUUCUUGAAGUUAUGGCGCUCACAAUCAAUAAGGUUUCCUGUGAGAUUUCUAGCAAGUGUAUUGCAGGUGGUGAUGCACACACAACCACCAUGGAGAUUUUUAACAUGCUUUCAAACUACGCAUGGGAUGCAAAAGCUGUUAUUACUCUAUCAGCUUUUGCAGUGAACUAUGCGGAGUUUUGUUUGGUGGCUCAGCUUUACAUUUCCAACCCACUCGCCCAAUCAGUGACCCGCCUCAAGCAGUUGCCUGAUAUGCUGGAGCGUGGUGAACAGUUUGAAGCUGUCAGAAACCUCAUCAAGGAUAUGCUUGACCUGACUCGUUGCAUUGUAGAAAUUAAGAUGCUACCGGAGCAGUAUAUUAGCCCCGAGACUCCAGAACUAGUGAUAGCCACAACUCAUAUUCCAGCUGCAGUUUAUUGGAUCAUCCGAAGCAUUGUGGCUUGUGCAUCUAUACUCAUUAAGCUCAUUGGAAAGGGACAAAGGCAUAUCAUUAAGACCACAGACGGAUGGGAACUAUCAAGUUUGGCCCAUAAGAUCAGUAACUACCAGGAUCUCCUCAGAUAUCAGUUAGUAGUUUGCUAUCCACAAAUUGAGGAGAAUAGGCAGACCGAAGCAUACCAAAGGAUCCUUCGCAUCAUGGACACUCCACAUAUUGAUAACACGAGGCAUCUCAAGCAUUUGAUCUACUUGAAGGAUGAUCAGCUACCAUUGUACGAACGUACUACAAAGAAUCGAGUUAGUGUAGAAAUACUAAGGAACAAGAUUGUUUUGCUACUCAUUUCCGACCUUGACCUUCCCCCAGAAGAGAUAAUUGUUCUGGACCAAAUGUACAGUGAGGCAAAGCUAAACCCGACAAGGUCUGAGAGCCAGUACGAGGUUGUAUGGCUCCCAGUGGUGCCCAAUCAUAAGACAGCACCAUGGAACGAGGAAAGACAAAUCAAAUUUGAGGAGUUAAGAAACAUGAUGCCAUGGUAUUCAGUGUUUCACCCCUCAUUACUUGAACCUGCAGUGAUCAAGUACAUUAAGGAGGUGUGGCACUUUAACCAAAAACCGUUGCUUGUUGUGAUGGACCUUCAAGGAAGGAUCGUCAACACCAACGCGCUACACAUGAUGUGGAUUUGGGGGAGCCUGGCUUUCCCAUUUACUAGCCUGAGGGAAGAAGACCUUUGGAAGGAAGAAACAUGGAGGAUCGAAUUGCUUGCAGAUUCAAUCGAGCCAAUGAUUUUCGAUUGGGUUGCUAAAGGAAGUUUUAUUUGUUUGUAUGGAGGUGAGGACAUUGAAUGGAUACGGAAUUUCACGAACACUGCACGAGUGGUUGCACGUACAGCUGCGAUCCAACUCGAGAUGUUGUAUGUUGGGAAAAGCAACCCAAGGGAAAAAGUGCGAAAAAACAACGAGAUAAUCCGAUCCGAGAACCUAAGUUACGUGUUGCCCGACUUGACCCUCAUACGGUAUUUUUGGGUGCGCGUUGAGAGCAUGUUGCAUUCAAAGCUGCAACAAGGGAAGUCAAUCGAUGAAGACCCGAUCUUAAGAGAGAUCAUUGUGAUGCUUACAUAUGACAGUAAUGAUCAGGGGUGGGCCGUGAUAUGUCGGGGCUCAAACGACUGGAUGCGAAGGGCUAAUGGCGACACAGUUUUAAGAAGCUUGAAUAACUACAAAGACUGGGAGGAUGAGGCACGCAAUAAAGGUUUUCUACCGGCUCUAAAUGAACAUCUUUUGCUAACAAGUUUGACUAUUUACAAAGAGUGGGAGGAUGAGUUAACAAAGAGAGGUUUUCUACCUAUUCUAAAUGAACAUCUUGAGGCAAACUGGCCACCACAUCAUUGCAACCGUUUAAUAUUACCAGAAACCACUGCGAAUAUGCCCGGCAGAGUGGUUUGCGCUGAAUGUGGACGGUCUAUGGAGAGGCUUUUCUUGUACCGAUGCUGCACUGAUUAACUCAACUUAAUUACAUCUAUAUAAUCUUCAAAUACAGAUAUGUUAUAUAGAUUGUGGGUUAAUGAAGAGUACACUCAACAUGUUAAUUGUGAUCUUUAUUUGUGAUUAAUUUGCAUUAAUGUAACAACUUAUAUUUAAGAAAAAAAAACAGAAUCUUUAAUUCUCUUGUGGGCGUUAGGGACGUUUUUCAUUUUUCACACGGAUGAUUGUUGCGAUUUGACUCUUAGGCAGGGUCAUCAAUUUCUGAAAAGAUUUAAUUGCAA
Messenger RNA from Erigeron canadensis, 2568 nucleotides. Its product is annotated as protein SIEVE ELEMENT OCCLUSION B-like. Lineage: Eukaryota; Viridiplantae; Streptophyta; Magnoliopsida; Asterales; Asteraceae. Bases 143 to 2305 code for a protein of 720 amino acids. Gene Ontology annotation, biological process: phloem development. The transcript is spliced from 7 exons. The record is from RefSeq and is a predicted model, not a curated record.